CUAAAAAGAGGAGUAACUACGAAGCAUUACUCCGUUUGCCAAGAGACGAGGUGGCCGGAUCGGCACUGCACGUCAGGCACGUCAACCGCAGUAACCCCACUGAACCGAGACUUCGAAAGUGGAAUAAUCAAGGGGAAGGCGGGACACGGACAAGAAGGCAAGGUUCCGCCGAGACAUCUGCGAGCAUUCAAAUAGACGGGCUGGCCCUCCUCGACACGGGAUUCACAGCUCCCAACCUCCAGAGCACUCCCGCCUGAACACCCCGGACAAGACAACCCGGAACACAAACAUACAUAGACCUACGGAGGACUCAAACAACUCCUCUACCUCGAGCACCUGAAAUAACAAGUCGGACACAACAAAAACAACCAUGGCUGCUCUCACCGAGAACCAGAUCGCCAUCGUCAAGUCGACGGUGCCGGUCCUCAAGGAGCACGGCGCCACCAUCACGACCGUCUUCUACAAGAACAUGCUCGGGGAAAAUCCCGAACUCAACAGCAUCUUCAAUAUCAGCAGCCAAGCCACCGGGCGGCAGCAGCGGGCCCUCGCCGGCGCCGUGCUGGGGUAUGCCACGUACAUCGACGACCUCCCCAAGCUGAAGGAUGCCGUCGAGCGCAUCGCCCACAAGCACGUCUCUCUGCAGGUGACGCCCGAGCAGUAUGACAUUGUCGGCAAGUACCUGAUCCAGGCCAUCGGCCAGGUCCUCGGGGACGCCGCCACCCCGGAGAUCGUCGACGCGUGGAUCGCCGCCUACGGCGCCCUCGCCAAGGUCUUCAUCAACCGCGAGGGCGAGAUGUACAAGGCCAACGAGGCCCACGGCUGGGUCGGGUGGCGCAAGUUCCGCAUCGCCCGCAAGGUGGCCGAGAGCAACGUCAUCACCAGCUUCUACCUUACCCCCGUCGACGGCCGCGUCCCGCUGCCCAAGUACUUGCCGGGCCAGUACGUGAGCCUGAAGGUGCCCGUCCCGCAGCUGGGCGAGGGCCGCCACCAGUGCCGGCAGUACUCGCUGAGCGAGGGCCCGUCGCCGGCGGGCGAGUACUACCGCAUCAGCGUCAAGAGGGAGGACGGCACGCCCGAGACCAACGUGCCGGGCCUCAUCUCGAACCUGCUGCACGCCAAGUACGCCGUCGGCGACGAGGUCGAGCUGUCGCACCCGCAGGGCGAGUUCUACGUCGACCCCUCUGACGCCUCCAAGGAGGGCGUCCCCGCCGUGCUCAUCUCGGCCGGCGUCGGCGCCACCCCGGUCAAGGCCAUGCUCGACAGCCUGACCGCCCCCGGCGCCGUGCGCCGCCCCGUCUCGUGGAUCCAGUCGGCCCGCUCGAGCGCCGCCCUGCCCUUCGGCGAGUCCGUCCGCCAGAUCUGCCGCGAACACGACAACGUGACGGCCAACGUCUUCCUGCGCAACCUCAGCCCGGACGACGCGGUCGGCGUCCACUACGAGUUCGGCGACAUGCGCCUCGACCUGGCCAAGCUGGACCGGGAGAGCCACCUGUUCGUGAACGACCCCAGGGCCGAGUACUCUGUCUGCGGCCCGGAGCCCUUCAUGCUCGACGUCCGCUCCGCCCUGGUCUCCCUCGGGGUUGACCGGAGCAGGAUCUUCCUCGAGCUGUUCGGGACCGGCGGGGUCUCCGAUUAAAAGGCUGGUGGAGUUGUCGAUUUGGUGCCAGGUCAAAAUCCCCUAGAAACGGCGGAACGGCGGACGGUAACUACUUACCUAGUUUAUGGGCGACAUGACAUGGGAUGGAUGUGGAGUAAUUAGGUGUUUCUGGAGCCAACGGGAUUUGUUUUUGAUGAUAUCGUUUCCUCAGCCGUUUGUUCUAGACGUCUUCGAGGGAACAUAGCGAGCGAUUCAUUGGUGUAAAUAGAUAUCAAACCAUACAGUUCUCUCUCCUCUCAUCCAAUAAUUAUAUAGCUGGACUAUCCCG
Molecule: messenger RNA, 1925 nt
Organism: Thermothelomyces thermophilus ATCC 42464
Lineage: Eukaryota; Fungi; Ascomycota; Sordariomycetes; Sordariales; Chaetomiaceae
Product: oxidoreductase-like protein
Exons: 1
Coding region: 371-1636 (421 amino acids)
Biological process (GO): cellular response to nitrosative stress; nitric oxide catabolic process
Cellular component (GO): intracellular anatomical structure
Molecular function (GO): nitric oxide dioxygenase [NAD(P)H] activity; oxygen binding; heme binding
Source: RefSeq, a predicted model, not a curated record